AGGUGGCACUAACUGGCACUGAUAGGUGACACUGAAAGGCAUCUCAGAUGGGCACUGAUAUGUGGCAUUGAUGGGCACUGGCACGUGGCACUAUUCAGCACUGACAGCUGGCACUGAUGAACACUGAGAGGUGGCACUUCUGGGGCCACACUGAUAAUCAGGGCACACUAAUCAUCACUGUCAGCGUGACAGCUCGAGAGGAGAGAAAUGCCGAUAACCGGCAUUUCCCCGUUUACAUGUGAUCAGCUGUGACUGGACACAGCUGAU
Molecule: messenger RNA, 267 nt
Organism: Staurois parvus
Lineage: Eukaryota; Metazoa; Chordata; Amphibia; Anura; Ranidae
Source: the annotation of a GenBank genome assembly